Messenger RNA from Arabidopsis arenosa, 2967 nucleotides. The record is from the annotation of a GenBank genome assembly. Lineage: Eukaryota; Viridiplantae; Streptophyta; Magnoliopsida; Brassicales; Brassicaceae.
UAGUUUUUUGCAGAAGAGGGACGAUGGCGAUGACAAGCAGGCGUAGCUGGCCAUCAACGGGAAGACAAACAAGACAUCAAUUGGCUUUUGUGUUGCUCCUGGUUCUUGUAGCUGUCGGAAACUAUGUGCCCGUCUUAGCUCUUCCUUCAUUGUCUCUACCUCCUGAAAUACCUGGGGACGAGAAGAUGAUAAUGAUGUCAAGGAAGUUUUAUAUCAAAGAUGACAGUUUUUGGAAAGAUGGAAAUCAUUUUCAGAUCAUCGGUGGUGAUUUGCACUACUUCCGUGUUCUUCCUGAGUACUGGGAGGAUCGGCUUCUAAGAGCCAAGGCUUUAGGCCUGAAUACUAUUCAAGUAUACGUUCCUUGGAAUCUGCAUGAACCAAAGCCUGGGAAAAUGGUUUUUGAGGGUAUUGGUGAUCUUGUGUCCUUUCUCAAGCUAUGUGAUAAACUAGAUUUUCUGGUUAUGCUGCGGGCUGGACCUUACAUCUGUGGAGAAUGGGAUUUGGGGGGCUUUCCUGCUUGGUUACUUUCUGUGAAACCACGUCUCCAACUAAGGACAUCAGAUCCUGCAUAUCUUAAGUUGGUUGAAAGAUGGUGGGAUGUUCUGUUACCGAAGGUAUUUCCUCUGCUUUACAGCAAUGGGGGUCCUGUUAUAAUGGUUCAGAUUGAAAAUGAAUAUGGUUCAUAUGGAAAUGACAAAGCCUAUCUUCGUAAGCUAGUUAGUAUGGCUAGGGGACACCUGGGGGAUGACAUUAUUGUGUACACAACAGAUGGAGGGACAAAAGAAACUCUUGAGAAAGGAACGGUCCCUGUAGAUGAUGUCUACUCAGCUGUUGAUUUCACAACCGGUGAUGAUCCUUGGCCAAUAUUUGAAUUGCAAAAGAAGUUUAAUGCUCCAGGGAGAUCACCUCCACUUUCCUCGGAGUUUUAUACUGGUUGGCUAACACAUUGGGGUGAGAAGAUAGCAAAAACCGAUGCUGAAUUCACGGCAACUUCUCUUGAAAAAAUACUGUCUCGAAAUGGUUCUGCUGUGCUUUAUAUGGUGCAUGGAGGAACAAACUUUGGUUUCUACAAUGGUGCAAAUACUGGCUCUGAAGAAUCUGACUAUAAACCAGAUCUGACCUCUUAUGACUAUGAUGCUCCGAUUAAGGAGUCUGGUGACAUAGACAAUCCAAAAUUCCAAGCUCUUCAGAGAGUGAUUAAGAAGUACAACGUUGCAUCACACUCCAUUAUCCCCUCCAAUAAGCAACGGAAAGCAUAUGGUCCUAUCAAGAUGCAGAUGACCACUUCGCUGAUUGAUUUAGUUAGUAUGACAGAUCCUGCAGAUGUGAUCAUCUCCGCCAACCCAAUUUCAAUGGAAUCUGCUGGACAGAUGUUCGGAUUUCUUUUAUAUGAAUCUUCAUACAUCGCAAAAAAGAGUGGGAAUAUACUAAGAAUUCCCAAGGUUCAUGACAGAGCUCAAGUGUUUGUUUCAUGUCUUUCCCAAGAUGUGGGAGUACUGAGAUACAUUGGUACAACGGAGAGAUGGAACAACCAACCUGUUUCUCUUCCAACUGUUGAGUGCACUACAAACACUAGCUUAUUUAUCCUGGUUGAAAACAUGGGUCGUGUAAAUUAUGGGCCAUAUAUCUUUGAUGAGAAGGGUAUUUUGUCUUCGGUUUAUCUAGAUGGUCAAAUUCUCCAUGGAUGGAAGAUGAUACCAAUUCCUUUCCACAACCUGAAUCAAGAGCCAAAUCUCAGUUUCGAGAUGCAACAUACCAAAAAGAGAAGUGAGAAGUUCAAUCUUACUAAUGAUGUCGGUCAAAAGGAACCAGCUCUGUUUGCUGGUGAAUUCUCUAUCAACACUGAAGAAGAAAUCAAAGACACGUAUCUAUCAUUCAAUGGUUGGGGUAAAGGAAUUGCUUUUGUCAAUGAAUUCAACAUCGGAAGAUAUUGGCCGUCUGUUGGACCACAGUGCAACCUCUAUGUUCCUGCGCCGCUUCUUAAGCCUGGCAAAAAUACUUUGGUGAUUUUCGAGUUGGAAUCUCCUCAUCUCGAGCUUUUACUGGAGGCAGUGGAUCAAGAAGACUUCGUAUGCGGUUCAUAUGAUUCCAAAGUUAAUCAGUAAACCUUAUCCGGUGGUUCCACCCCAGCUUGCGCUGCCUGCAAAUUCCAAAGAAAAAAGUGCAAGAAAAACUGUCUUCUCGCUCCUUAUUUCCCACAAGAUCGCACAAAUCAGUUUACAAACGCUCAUAAACUCUUUGGAGUAAGCAACAUCACCAAGAUGCUCAAAGGAAUCGAAGAAUCUCAAUAUGACAUCGCUAUGGAGAAUCUUAUCUACCACGCUAAUGCUCGUGCCCUAGAUCCAGUUGGAGGGGUUUACAGGACUAUCUGUGAUCUUAAGCGCAAGAUCGAGAUCGUUCAGGCUGAGCUUAACUUUACUCGUCAGCAAAUCGCUAUGUGCCGCUCUCUAGCUCAGCAGCAGCAGAGGCAAAGGCAAGAUCUUCCAUAUGGCUGCUAUUCCCACGAACAUCUAUUACAACAAGAUGAAGAUCAAUACGUUAAUGUCGAUGGUUUUGAUCAUCAGAACAUGCAACAACAUCAAGAGAUGCAGCAGCAGCAACCGAAUCCGAUAAACUACGAGACGUUUUUGGAGAUGCCUGAACAAACAAGCAAGGUAAAGCUUGAGGAGGAAAAAAUCUCUGACCAGGGAUAAAACAAUCUCGUGAGGCAGAUACUCAUGUCGUCAGCAAUCAUUUAGUUCAGGUUUAGGUUUUCGUCAUUAUCACGCUUUUUCUGCUUAUCUUUCUUGAAUUGUCAUAGAGUUCCGACUAGUAAUCUUGAUUGGUUUUGUUCACAAAUGUUUUUUCUUUUAUUACUAGAACAAAUUACUGAGAGGAACAUGUGUUUAUGAAUCUGUUUUAGGUUGAGAAAUUGUGAGAGUGAAUCAGAAAACAGAAUCAGGCCAUGAAUGAAUUGCUAGAUAGUAU